Messenger RNA from Chelonoidis abingdonii (Abingdon island giant tortoise), 5500 nucleotides. NCBI's taxonomy places the organism in Eukaryota, Metazoa, Chordata, Testudines, Testudinidae. The record is from RefSeq and is a predicted model, not a curated record.
GUCCAUUGCAAAAGAGCUUGCAGACUGGCUUAUCAGCAACAAUGUGGUUGAACAUAUUUUUGGACCAAAUUUACAUAUUGAGAUCAUCAAACAGUGCCAAGUGAUUCUCAAUUUUCUUGCAGCUGAAGGGCGACUUAGUACUCAGCACAUAGACUGCAUUUGGGCAGCAGCGCAGCUGAAACAUUGUAGUCGCUAUAUACAUGAUCUGUUUCCUUCAUUAAUCAAGAACUUGGACCCUGUCCCGCUUAGACAUCUUCUUAAUCUAGUGUCAACUCUUCAUCCAAGUGCUCAUACUGAACAGACCUUAUAUUUGGCAUCAAUGCUUAUAAAAGCACUGUGGAAUAAUGCACUAGCAGCUAAGGCCCAGUUAUCAAAACAGAGUUCAUUUGCAUCUUUACUCAGUACUAAUCUACCCAUGGGAAAUAAGAAAGAGGAAGAAGAGCUCAGAAGGGCAGCCCCAUCGCCUUGGUCACCUGCAGCUAGUCCUCAAAGUAGUGACAACAGUGACACCCAUCAAAGUGGAGGUAGUGACAUUGAAAUGGAGGAGCAGAUAAUCAACAGAAACAAACAUGUGCAACAACGACUUUCAGAUACAGAGGAGUCCAUGCAAGGAAGUUCUGAUGAGACAGCAAACAGUGGUGAGGAUGGCAGCAGUGGUCCUGGUAGCAGCAGUGGCCACAGUGAUGGAUCCAGUAAUGAGGCCAAUUCCAGUCAUGCAAGCCAGUCUGCAGGAAGUCCAGGGAGUGAGGUGCAAUCAGAAGAUAUUGCAGAUAUUGAAGCUCUCAAAGAAGAUGAUGAGGAAGAGGAGGAAGAUAGGGGUCAUAAUCCUCAGAAAAACAGUAGGAGCACAGAGCUACUAAGCAGGAAGAUAGAAUCACAAGCAGGCAUUUGUUUAGGAGAUUCACAAGGGGCAGCAGAUAGGAGUGGUGCAAGCAAUGGGUCAGGAAAGGACCAUGUUUUUAACACUGAGUCUGUCCCUCCAGUGGAUAGUCGAAUUAGAAUGCUAGAUGCCUGUUCACACACUGAAGAUGCAGAACAUGAUAUGACAGGGGAAAUGAAUCCGGCUCACAUAUCACAAGGGUCUCAGGAUUCUUGUAUAACACAUACAGGGAACUUCCUUGGGGAAACCAUUGGAAAUGAAUUAUUUAACUGCCGGCAGUUUAUUGGGCCACAGCAUCACCACCACCAUCACCACCACCAUCACCAUCAUGAUGGACACAUGGUUGAUGAUAUGCUAAGUGCAGAUGAUGUCAGUUGUAGUAGUUCCCAGGUCAGUGCAAAAUCUGAAAAAAAUAUGGCUGAUUUUGAUGGUGAAGAGUCUGGUUGUGAAGAAGAACUUGUACAGAUUAAUUCACAUGCUGAGCUAACAUCUCAUCUUCAACAGCACCUUCCUAACCUUGCUUCUAUCUACCAUGAACACCUUAGUCAAGGGCCAGCAGUUCAUAAACACCAGUACAACAGCAACGCAGUGACGGAUAUUAACUUGGAUAAUGUUUGUAAGAAGGGAAAUACUCUUUUGUGGGAUCUGGUCCAGGAUGAAGAUGCAAUUCAUCUCUCUGAGGGAUUAAUAAAUGAAGCAGAGAAGCUGCUCUGUUCCUUAGUGUGCUGGUUUACUGAUAGGCAGAUCCGAAUGAGAUUCAUCGAAGGCUGCCUGGAAAACUUAGCAAAUAACAGAUCUGUAGUAGUUUCACUUCGUCUUCUUCCAAAGUUAUUUGGUACAUUUCAGCAGUUUGGGAGCAGUUAUGAUACACACUGGAUAACAAUGUGGGCAGAAAAAGAACUUAACAUGAUGAAACUCUUCUUUGAUAAUUUGAUACACUACAUUCAAGCAGUAAGGGAAGGACGACAUAAACAUGCAUUGUACAGCCACAGUGCAGAAGUUCAAGUGCGUCUUCAGUUUUUGACAUGUGUUUUUUCAACUCUUGGAUCACCAGAUCAUUUCAGAUUGAGUUUAGAACAAGUGGACAUUUUAUGGCAUUGUUUAGUAGAAGAUUCUGAGUGCUAUGAUGAUGCAUUACACUGGUUCUUAAAUCAAGUACGAAGUAAAGAUCAGCAUGCUAUGGGAAUGGAAACCUACAAGCAUCUUUUCUUAGAAAAGAUGCCACAGCUAAAACCUGAAACUAUUAGUAUGACUGGUCUAAACCUGUUUCAACAUUUAUGCAACUUGGCCCGACUGGCUACCAGUGCAUAUGAUGGUGGCUCAAACUCAGAGUUGUGUGGUAUGGACCAAUUCUGGGGUAUUGCCUUAAGAGCACAGUCUGGUGAUGUCAGUCGAGCAGCUAUCCAGUAUAUCAACUCUUAUUAUAUUAAUGGUAAAACAGGUUUGGAAAAAGAACAAGAAUUUAUUAGCAAGUGUAUGGAGAGCCUUAUGAUCGCUUCCAGUAAUCUUGAGCAAGACUCCCACUCAAGUCUCACCAUAAUUGAAAGAGGACUUUUAAUGCUAAAGACACACCUUGAAGCUUUUAGGAGGAGGUUUGCGUAUCAUCUGAGACAGUGGCAGAUUGAAGGCACUGGUAUCAGCAGUCACUUAAAGGCACUUAGUGAUAAACAGUCAUUACCACUAAGAAUUGUAUGUCAGCCAGCUGGACUUCCUGACAAGAUGACUAUAGAAAUGUAUCCUAGUGAUCAAGUGGCAGAUCUAAGGGCUGAGGUUACCCAUUGGUAUGAAAAUUUGCAGAAAGAACAGAUAAACCAGCAAGCUCAGCUUCAAGAGUUUGGCCAAAGCAGCCGGAAAGGAGAUUUCCCUGGUGGUCUCAUGGGACCUGUGAGAAUGAUUUCAUCUGGGCAUGAACUAACAACUGAUUAUGAUGAAAAAACACUUCAUGAAUUGGGCUUUAAGGAUAUGCAGAUGGUGUUUGUAUCCUUGGGUGCACCCCGGAGGGAGCGAAAAGGUGAAGGUGUUCAGCUUCCAGCAUCUUGCCUACCUCCUCCUCAGAAGGACAACAUUCCAAUGCUUUUACUUCUGCAAGAACCUCAUCUUACCACCCUUUUUGAUUUGUUGGAGAUGCUUGCAUCUUUUAAACCUCCUUCGGGUGAAAUGGCUAUGGAAGAUAGUGAGAGUGCAAGAUGUGAAGAACUCCACCUUCAUGCAGAAAACCUGUCCAGGCGUGUCUGGGAACUGUUAAUGCUUCUACCUACAUGUCCUAACAUGUUACAGGCAUUCCAAAAUAUUUCAGAUGAACAGGGUAAUGAUGGAUUUAGUUGGAAGGAUCUCCUGCGAAUAAAAAGUGCCCAUAAACUUUUGUAUGCACUUGAAAUCAUUGAAGCUUUGGGCAAGCCUAACAGAAGAAUAAGGCGAGAGUCUACGGGAAGUUAUAGUGACCUUUAUCCAGACUCUGAUGAUUCGAGUGAAGAUCAAAUAGAAAAUAGUAAAAACACCUGGAGCUGCAAGUUUGUUGCUGCUGGAGGGCUUCAACAAUUGUUAGAAAUUUUUAAUUCGGGAAUUCUAGAGCCUAAAGAGCAGGAACCAUGGACUGUGUGGCAGCUAGACUGUCUUGCUUGCUUGCUGAAGUUGAUAUGCCAGUUUGCAGUAGAUCCCUCAGAUUUGGAUUUAGCUUAUCAUGAUGUCUUUGCCUGGUCUGGUGUAGCAGAGAGUCACAGGAAAAGAACUUGGCCAGGCAAAUCGAGGAAGACUGCAGGAGAUCAUGUAAAGGGCCUUCAUAUACCUCGUCUUACAGAGGUAUUCCUUGUCCUUGUCCAGGGAACAAGUUUGAUUCAGCGACUUAUGUCAGUUGCCUAUACGUAUGACAACUUGGCACCUAGGGUGUUGAAAGCUCAGUCUGAUCACAGGUCAAGACAUGAAGUUACUCAUUAUUCAAUGUGGCUCUUGGUGAGUUGGGCCCACUGCUGUUCUUUGGUGAAAUCCAGCCUGGCAGAUAGUGAUAAUUUACAAGAUUGGCUAAAGAAACUUACCCUUCUUAUUCCAGAGACUGCAGUUCGCCAUGAGUCCUGUAAUGGUCUGUACAAAUUAUCCCUCUGUGGUUUGGAUGGGGGAGACUCAAUUAAUCGAUCCUUUCUGCUUCUGGCUGCAUCAACAUUAUUAAAAUUUCUUCCUGAUGCUCAGGCAUUGAAACCUAUUCGGAUAGAGGACUAUGAAGAGGAACCAGUGUUACGAUCUGGUUGUAAGGAAUAUUUUUGGUUGCUAUGCAAACUGAUUGAUAACAUACAUGUAAAAGAUGCCAGUCAGACAACACUGCUUGAUUUAGAUGCCCUAGCAAGACACCUCGCUGACUGCAUUCGAAGCAGAGAAAUCCUUGAUCAUCAGGAUGGUAACAUAGAAGAUGAUGGUCUUACAGGACUCCUGCGGCUUGCAACGAGUGUUAUUAAACACAAACCACCUUUUAAAUUUUCCCGAGAAGGACAGGAGUUUCUAAGAGACAUCUUCAAUCUUCUGUUUUUGCUGCCAAGUCUAAAAGAUAGACAACAGCCAAAAUGCAAGUCACAUUCUUCAAGGGCUGCUGCUUACGACUUGUUGGUAGAAAUGGUAAAGGGGUCUGUAGAAAACUACAGGCUGCUCCACAACUGGGUUAUGGCACAACAUAUGCAGUCUUCCCAUGCGCCUUACAAGUGGGAUUAUUGGCCACAUGAUGACGUUCGAGCUGAAUGCAGAUUUGUUGGUCUAACUAAUCUUGGAGCAACUUGUUACUUGGCAUCCACUAUUCAGCAGCUGUAUAUGAUACCAGAGGCUAGACAAGCCAUUUUUACUGCUAAGUAUUCAGAGGACAUGAAGCACAAGACCACUCUACUAGAACUUCAGAAAAUGUUUACAUAUUUAAUGGAAAGUGAAUGCAAGGCAUACAAUCCAAGGCCUUUCUGUAAAACCUACACCAUGGAUAAGCAACCACUUAACACUGGAGAGCAAAAAGACAUGACAGAAUUCUUCACUGAUCUGAUAACAAAAAUUGAGGAAAUGUCUCCAGAAUUGAAAAAUACAGUGAAAAGUUUAUUUGGAGGGGUCAUUACAAAUAAUGUUGUUUCUUUGGACUGUGAGCAUGUCAGUCAGACUGCUGAAGAGUUCUAUACCGUAAGGUGCCAGGUGGCGGAUAUGAAGAAUAUUUAUGAAUCUCUUGAUGAAGUAACUAUUAAAGAUACCUUGGAGGGUGACAACAUGUAUACCUGCUCUCACUGUGGGAAGAAAGUACGGGCUGAAAAAAGGGCAUGUUUUAAGAAAUUGCCUCGCAUCUUAAGUUUCAACACUAUGAGAUACACAUUUAAUAUGGUCACCAUGAUGAAGGAGAAAGUCAACACGCACUUCUCAUUCCCUUUACGUUUGGAUAUGACACCUUACACAGAAGAUUUUCUCAUGGGAAAGAAUGACAGAAAAGAAGGUUUUAAGGACGACAGUGAAUAUUUAAAAGAAACUGAAAGUUACGAGUACGAUUUGAUAGGCGUGACAGUUCAUACAGGAACAGCAGAUGGUGGUCACUACUACAGUUUUAUCAGAGAUAUAGUCAAUCCCCACGCUUACAAAAACAACAAAUGGUGAGUUAAGUGUUUAAUC